This is a messenger RNA of Cordyceps militaris CM01, 2571 nucleotides long. Its product is annotated as sexual development activator VeA. The transcript has 6 exons. The coding region runs from base 1 to 2571 and encodes 856 amino acids. The record is from RefSeq and is a predicted model, not a curated record. NCBI's taxonomy places the organism in Eukaryota, Fungi, Ascomycota, Sordariomycetes, Hypocreales, Cordycipitaceae.
AUGUCUGCGUACGAAUUAACUAGUCUUGCCAGAUCAAUUAUCGAGUUGGGGGCCUUUGUGCACCAGAAGAAUUGGAAUCGGUUAUUAAGAGCAAAUUCAUUGGGCGUGCCGGCCCAGUGGACUGGUUCUGGUUCUGGAGGGGGCUUCAAUCCCCUGGGAGGUGCAGCAGCGGUGGCGCAGGCUUCCAUUGGAGGGAACGGUGGUGUCCUGCAGGCCUGCAGGACACUGAGAUUCUGUUCUGUAACUAAACGCGAGCCUCCCAGCGGCCGGGUUGACCCUACAAGCCCAGCUGCAAGUCUGCUGCCGCCUGCUGCCGCCUGCAGAGAGUCAAGUUUUUGCGACCCUUGUUUGGCGCCACCGUAUCUCAUCGAGUUUGUGCACACUGCCCCAACAUUGAGACAACAGCCGGGCUCUGAAGGCUGGCAGCGGGAAAAGAUGCUCCACUGGGGAGCAGGCGAAAGUGGUGUGGGUGGAUGGGCACCAGGCUGCUGCCCUCGUCGUGCUUGGCCCAGUGCCCAGUGCCAGUUGUCGUCGUCUGCCAUCCCCCGACCCGAGGGUUGUACCACCACAACCACCACCACACCACAAACUACCUCAGGUACCACGGUACCACGGCAUCCCCCCGGUCUCACGCCGCCUCUCUUCUCUUGCCGCUCUCAACUCAACUCUGGCCCUCUCGCUCGCACUUCGCACACACGCUCUCCCGCCCGCCUCGCCCUCGCCCAUUGCCACUACUUCUCGGCCACACUCUCCCACUACACUCCUCCCCGUCCUCCAUCCUUCUUGCAACAACAACAGCAACUCUCCUUCCCAGCCUUGGCCUUGGGGCCUUGUCGCCGUCACCUCCUCUUGACGCCGUGUCUUGCAUUACCGCCUUCUCUUCUCUUGCUACCCCUUCUUCACGAGCACAACUGCCUUUUUUUUGUUGCUUUUCUUGCUUCUCGUCCCUCGACCCGACGUUUCUCCCCGUCGCUCUCCUCUCGUGCUAGUUACCGCUUCACUGCUGGGUUCGACUUGCUUUUUGCAAUUGCAUCCAUUGUCCGUCUUGCACUUGCCUUUCGCCAAACCAAACACCCGCCGCGCCGUUCAUCACAUCCCCAAGUUCUCCAGCAGCCUGAACGCGCCAGAGCAUGCGGUGCUGGCAUGAAGGCCAACAGCGAUCGCCGACCCGUGGAUCCUCCCCCCGUUGUUGAGCUUCGCAUUGUCGAAGGCCCGUCUGUUGAGGAAGGCAAGGAUAUUACCUUCGACUACAACGCCAACUUCUUCCUCUACGCUAGCCUCGAGCAGGCCCGCCCCAUGGCCCAUGGGCGUGUUCAAACUCCCGCCACCCUCAAUCCUCCCAUCCUCACUGGUGUACCCGCCUCUGGCAUGGCCUAUCUCGAUAGACCACACGAGGCCGGCUACUUCAUCUUUCCCGAUCUUUCUGUCCGCCACGAAGGCUAUUUUCGUCUGUCAUUUAGUUUGUUCGAAACCACCAAGGAGGAAAAGGACUUUGAUCUGGAACCGACCUCUGAUAUGCCUCCUGGCGUCGACUGGCGCAUGGAGAUCAAGACAGUCCCUUUCAACGUCUUCAGCGCCAAGAAGUUCCCUGGCCUGAUGGAGAGCACCACCCUCAGCAAGAUUGUCGCUGACCAAGGCUGCCGGGUCCGAAUUCGCCGCGAUGUUCGUAUGAGAAAGCGAGACGCCAAACCUGCUGCUGCCAGCCAAGACGCCAGAGAGGAAGCCUAUCGGAAGCGUCCGCCUCCCACCAACAAUCCCAACCCCCGCGACAGAUCUCUCAGCAACUCGAGCGAGCAUCGCCCUCACUAUUCAGUCAAGCCCGAGCGACGCCCCUCUGCUGCAGAUUCGCACUCAUCUCACGCCUCGCACCAACCCGCCUACGAACACUCUGCUCCUCCGGCCCGCCAUCUUUCCUUUGGCAGCGACGCGCCGCCACAAGCUCGCACGCCUUCGUCUCUGCCUCCCACAAAUCAUCAUCCCAUCGCACCACGGCCGCAGUCGAGCCACAUGCCGCCCUUGGCCGGCCCGCAACACGCCCACCAAAUGGCCCCGUAUCCGGAGCCGGACCGUUCUUACAGGCACUCCAUUACACCCCGUCCGUGCCCAUCGCCUUCGCUGUCCAGCAAGCCAGACGCCUACGAACCGAGACCGAGCAUCAGUCACAUCCCGCCGUCGCCUUCCUCGUUCUCGUCGGGCGAUUAUCACUCCAGACGUGGCUCAUGUGCUCCAUCUCAUCCGCCUACGCCAACCCAUUACCCCCGGCGGCCUCUGCUUCCGCAGCCGUCACCGUCACUGUCGCACGCACCGCUCAAGAUUUCUUCGCUCAUGUCGCCUCUUCCGCCUAUUGAAGCCGAAACAGAAGCCUUGCCUCGUCUGCCAAAUAUCCCUACUGGCGGGAAGCGCAAACACGAAAUUGUCUUCCACCAGACCUCGGGCUCCUUGCACAACGGCCAGCGCCAAUCCGAGCCACACUACAGGAGCAACCCACGAUAUUAUCCUGAACCUGAUUUUUCCAUGUAUUCGAGAGCUGAUGGCGAGAUUGGCUAUGUUCGAUUCAACUCAUGCCAGUAA